Haemonchus placei is the source of this 204-nucleotide messenger RNA. NCBI's taxonomy places the organism in Eukaryota, Metazoa, Nematoda, Chromadorea, Rhabditida, Trichostrongylidae. The record is from the annotation of a GenBank genome assembly.
AUGUCCAUCAUGAACUGGUUCGUGAAUGAUGUUUCCGAACGUAUCGCUGCCGACGCAUCUCGUCUGGCCCACUACAACAAACGUUCGACGAUCUCAUCUCGCGAAAUCCAGACUGCCGUCCGACUGAUCCUUCCUGGAGAGCUCGCCAAACACGCCGUUUCCGAGGGCACCAAGGCCGUCACCAAGUACACCUCAAGCAAGUAG